AUGUUCCGUUUGUCCUGUCGCCUCCUCACCUCCGCUCACCGCUCACUCUUCCGCGACGAGAAAGGAGCUCGAUUUUUGGAGGAGGUGACCAAUCGUCUCGCGCAAUCAAAGGGAGGAACGUUAGAGGCGAGCUCUCAGCUGAUCUCCUACUGGCAAAAUGUCGAGGAAGAGGCCAACAAGUUCAAGGAAUCGUCCAAAGAGGUCGAGCAGCUCAAGCAGUUGAUAGAUGAAACCACUGAUGCCGAAUUCAAGAAAUUGGCAGAAGAGGAUUAUCGGGCGGCAGAAGAAACAGCAGAUGAAUCCGCUGAACGGCUUGCCGAAGUUGUCGUGCCGAAAACGGAAAUGGACAUGCUGAAGAAGUGCCAGCUCGAAUUUACUGCUGGCGUCGGCGGGAAAGAGGCGAUGCUUUUCGCGAGCGACCUGCUCGACAUGUACAAAAAUUACGCGGCGUGGCGAGGGUGGAAAUGGACGCCAUUUCAGCUCGAAGACAUCUCGAUCGGCGGCAUCCGCAGCGCCGUCAUAUCCGUGGAGGGCGAUGGCUGUUUUUCGGCGUUACGAUUCGAGGCCGGUGUCCAUCGCGUGCAACGAUUCCCUCUCACCGACCAAUCCCGAAUGCAUACAUCAACGGCUUCAGUGGCCGUGUUGCCGGAACCGGAUGAGGUCUCCUUCAUCCUCCCCCCAGAAUCCGUUACGAUAGACGCGAUGCGCGCUUCCGGGCCGGGCGGGCAAAAUGUGAAUAAGAGGUCCACAGCAGUCCGCAUGGUGCAUAAGGAAACUGGAAUUGCCGUCCACAUUAUGCAGGAGCGCUUCCAGCAUAUGAAUAUCCAGAUUGCCUACAAACGCCUCGCCGCCAUUUUGCUGCAAAAGAAGUACGACUCGGCGGACGAGAAAAAUACCUCGGCGAGGAAAUUACAGAUGGGCUCUCGAGCCAGGGCCGAGAAAAUCCGGACCUACAACUUCAAGGACGAUCGGAUCACGGACCACCGGAUACACUUGAAUAUGAGUAAUGCUGAGGAAUUUCUACGCGGCACCGACCACCUCGACUCGCUCAUCCAACGACUGGCCGACUUGGACAAGGAGGAGCGGCUGAGGCUGAUUUUGGAGAAUUGCAUUGUAGAA
Mesorhabditis spiculigera is the source of this 1119-nucleotide messenger RNA. Lineage: Eukaryota; Metazoa; Nematoda; Chromadorea; Rhabditida; Rhabditidae. The record is from the annotation of a GenBank genome assembly.